UCGCGUCAUUCAAGCGUGUGCUUUUGCGCAUGCGCAACGUCAACUGCGUAGAAACCAACAACAAACUAUGGCGGACGAACACCCUGAUGCCGAGCAGAGCAUGGAGGGACACACUCCUGUCCCAGAAAAUCCUCAUGCAGAAUAUGGCCUCACUGAAAACAUACAGAGAAUAGUGGAGAAUGAGAAAACGACCUCUGAAAAAGUCACCAAACAGAAGGUGGACCCUCAGACCCUGCAGACCCUUCCCACACGAGCGUAUCUGGAUCAGACUGUGGUUCCUAUUCUCCUGCAGGGCUUGUCAGUUCUGGCCAAGGAAAGGCCUCCAAAUCCCAUAGAGUUUUUAGCGGCAUUCUUACUGAAGAACAAGUCCCAGUUUGAGGAACGAAAUUAAAGACACAGUGUGCGGUGGAAGAUUUAGGAUUACAGUUUUGUGUUUUGUGUAUUUCUUUUGUGAAUUUAAAUGUAAUGGUGUUACAUUCUUCAAACUGUUUGUUUGCCAACAUUAAUGUUGUUUUUUAAGCUCUAAUAAAAUGUUCAAGCAGC
This is a messenger RNA of Onychostoma macrolepis, 543 nucleotides long. RefSeq names its product dpy-30 histone methyltransferase complex regulatory subunit (gene dpy30). Bases 68 to 391 code for a protein of 107 amino acids. Lineage: Eukaryota; Metazoa; Chordata; Actinopteri; Cypriniformes; Cyprinidae. The record is from RefSeq and is a predicted model, not a curated record. Gene Ontology annotation, cellular component: Set1C/COMPASS complex. The transcript has 5 exons.